Molecule: messenger RNA, 1956 nt
Organism: Cannabis sativa
Lineage: Eukaryota; Viridiplantae; Streptophyta; Magnoliopsida; Rosales; Cannabaceae
Exons: 6
Coding region: 405-1505 (366 amino acids)
Molecular function (GO): lipid binding
Source: RefSeq, a predicted model, not a curated record
GCCAAUCAAAUCUCUUUGUUUCUCCGCCAAACCUUUAUCUCCAACAUAUUCCUUUUCACAUUCUUUGAAUCAAAAUCAAAGCUUUAAGCUUUAAAGGCUUUUAAACCCCAAAACGACACCGUCUCUCUCAUCAUGACUCAAAAGACAAAAUCUUUCUCAAACCAUGAUAAUCAUCCCUACCUUACUUCUACUUCUUCUCAUGUCUCAAUCAUCAUACUGUUUUUUCUUUGUCACUUUCCUCUGAUUUUUUCUCUACCUCUCAAAAUGUAAAGUUCCAAUUUUUAUUUGUAUCUACCUAUGUUUUGGCCACUAUCAAAGUGGUUAUGAUUAUUAUGAUGAUGAUGAUGAAUUCCCAUUAGUAUUUUUGGUUUUCCUUUUCUGGGUUUUCAGUUUCUUCUGUUGUUAUGGCUCUUAUUGAGUCUUUUGAGAGAAUAUUAGAAUUAGAAAGACCCAUCACAAUUUUGGGAGUGUGUACAAAUUUGUUUUUACUUCUUUCUCCUAUUUGGGUUGCUUUUAUUUUAGGUUUAAUGGUUGGUUGGGCAUGGAAACCCAAAUGGGUAAGCUUUGGAAAAGAAAAUCACUUAGUCUUAACCUCAAACAAUUCUCCAUUAAAAGAGGUCUCUAUGUCCCCUUCUGAAGAUGAUGAAUUCAGUGUAUUGGAGUUAGAUGAAGGGGAUUCUAAUCUUGUAAAUGUUGAGGAUUUGGAACAUCUUUUCCAACUUGUGGAGAUGAAAGAUGGAGGCCCUACUUGGAUACCGAUGAUGGAUCGUUCUAACCCAACGAUGAGCUACAAAGCAUGGAGAAGAGAUCCCAAAACUGGUCCUCCCCAAUAUCGUAGUAGCACUGUGUUUGAGAAUGCCACACCUGAAAUAGUAAGGGACUUUUUCUGGGAUGAUGAAUUUCGAUCGAAAUGGGAUGAUAUGCUUGCAUAUUACAAAACUUUAAAAGAGUGUCCAACCACAGGAACCAUGCUUGUUCAUUGGAUAAGAAAGUUUCCUUUCUUCUGUAAAGACAGAGAAUACAUAAUUGGUCGUCGUAUAUGGGAAAUAGGAAGGUCAUACUACUGCAUAACAAAGGGUGUUACCUGUUCUUCCAUCCCAAGGCGUGACAAACCAAGACGAGUUGAUCUGUAUUACUCGAGUUGGUGUAUCCGAGCAGCUGUUGCUAGUGUAUCUGCUAACCUUAAUUCGGUACCGGUCCUUAAUGGUAAUAACUUUAAGGACUGGAAGGAGAACAUUUUUAUUGUUCUUGGCUGCAUGGAUCUUGACCUUGCAUUAAGGAUGGAUCGUCCUGCUUCUCUUACGGAUAACAGUACCUCCGAGCAAAGGAGGAUUUAUGAGAAGUGGGACCGUUCAAACCGCAUGAGUCUUAUGAUCAUUAAGCGCGGCAUACCUGAGGCUUUUAGGGGUGCGGUGUCCGAGGAGGUCACCGAUGCCACAACUUUCCUUGCUGAAAUUGAGAAACGCUUGCAAAAAGCGAUAAGGCGGAAACAAGUACUCUUUUAAAGAAACUUAUUUCCAUGAAGUUUAAGGGCAAGGAAAACAUAAGUGGAGUACAUUAUGGAAAUGUCUCACCUUGCUUCAAAGUUGAAGGCACUAAAGCUUGAGCUUUCGGAUGACUUGCUUGUGCAUUUAGUGCUUAUCUCUCUUCCUCCACAAUUCAGUCAAUUCAAGGUCAGUUACAACUGUCAAAGGGAGAAAUGGACUCUUAAUGAGCUCAUUUCAUUUUGUGUUCAAGAGGAAGAAAGAUUGAAGCAAGAGAAGACUGAAAGUGCUCAUUUGGCAAGCACCUCUAAAGAUAAGGGCAAGAAAAGAAAGAAUGAGGCUGCUAAGGAUAAAGGUCCUGCACAUAAGAAACAAACUCAAACCAACAGUGAUGAUGGUUGUUUCUUUUGCAACAUGAAAGGACACAUGAAGAAGGAAUGUGCUAAGUAUAUUGCAUGGCGAGCAAAGAAAG